Oppia nitens is the source of this 4155-nucleotide messenger RNA. It is a transcript of the gene crm, whose product is annotated as protein cramped-like. Gene Ontology annotation, biological process: pattern specification process. NCBI's taxonomy places the organism in Eukaryota, Metazoa, Arthropoda, Arachnida, Sarcoptiformes, Oppiidae. The record is from RefSeq and is a predicted model, not a curated record. The transcript has 8 exons. The coding region runs from base 231 to 4100 and encodes 1289 amino acids. Gene Ontology annotation, cellular component: nucleus. Gene Ontology annotation, molecular function: chromatin binding.
UAUCUCGACUCUCUAUCGAGUAUUUUCUGUCCAAAAAAUACUGAACACUUGUAUCAGUCAAACACUACAGAAAAUACAAACACAAACUGUUGUUGUGUUUUGACUGAACAGAGAGUGUAUUGAAAGCGAAAAAUAUUAUAUUAUAUGAAAACAUUGAGUGAAUGAAUGAAUGUAUGCAAUGAUUACAUGAAAUUUAUGGACAAUGUUUACAACAAUUAUUGGCAAAUAAAAUGCCAAAAAGGAAACGAUCGGAAAGUGUUGGCCAGUGGACAGUCAACGGCGGUACGGACAGUGACGGCGAUGUUGUCGAUGGCAGUCACGGACGAGACAUUGAAACAACAAAAGGCGAUAAUAACAACAUUACGAUUGCUUUGAAACUGAAACCAAUUGAUAGUAACAACACAACCGUCGGUGAUAUUAUUGCCGAAACAGAGCCCAUGACCAGUGCUGCAGAGUUGAUGCCGAAAAAUGUGGGAACAACACCGCGAAGUGGAUCGACGGUUGUCAACAGUUUAUAUACUAAUGGACUUUCGUUAUCACCUAAUUUGGAUGAAAACAUCUCUCAGUCGUUAUCGCGGCGAAAGUCUAAUCGUAUAUCAAAACCAAUUCAACGAUCAAUGGAGUUGUCGUCGACAACAACCAGUCCUAACAGUUCAACAAAGAAAAUCGCCAAACAACAUAUGACACAAAACUCGGUAAACAAUUGUGAGUCUAAUGACCGAUCGGUUGUCAAGAAAUCGGAGGACAACGCAAAUCACACGAAAGGUUCGAAAGGCGGCCGAAAGUUGCAGAUGUGGACCAAUGAUGACACCAAAUGGUUCUUCGAAGCCAUCGCUGAACACGGAAAAGAUUUUCCAAGAAUACAGUCAUAUAUGGCUCAGAGAUGCGAGAAAAAAGGUAUACCAACGGAUCAGAUCAAGAACUAUGAACAGGUCCGACAUUAUUACUAUCGGAUGUGGCAUAAGAUCGCCAACUCGUUGCUAACAAACGAAGUGGUAGACAAAAACAUUCAAGAAAUUUAUGGACUCAUCAAUUAUGGCGAGAUAUGGAAAAAAUUUGGCACAAAAUAUGAUAAUAAACUGACUCUCAAUUUGCAACAAUUGGUUAACUUUGGUCACACAACAUUCAAAGUAAAGGGAAAGAACUUACGCGUUAAGACUCCCAUUUGUAACGCAUUGAAGAAGAUUCACAAAAUAAAUGUUGCAAAUAACACGAAAACAAAUGACAGUCCGAGCCUAUCGAGUCUACCAAAAGAAGUGACCAUUGAAUUACAUCCGGUGGACAACGAAUCGUGGCUUAGAGUUCAUUCAUUAUCGCAGAAUCCAAGAGUCAGAACGAAAAUGUCUUUACAAAAGCGUUUGUAUACUUUAGUUGAUUAUCUCGAACGACGAUGGAGUCAAUCCCGUAUUAAAGACUCGGAGUGUCGAACCAUUUGCGGGACACCACUUGACCAGAAUUUACCCGUAGUAGAGAAGUGGGCGCUCAGAGUGAGGCCCCAUUCAAGUCAUCACUUGAAUAGUGUAUCACUUAGUAAAUCAUACUUUAACUCUCAAAUGGACUUAAGUUUAACCGCAUAUUUGAAAACAUUAUACAAUCAUGAGAUGAAUACAAAGUCAAAGAGAUCCAAAUCUUCGAACAAAACGAAAGACAGUAAUAGAGAGCUAAAGUCACCAAAUUGUGAACAGACUGGAGAUCAACAAAGAGAUAAUAAUAAUGAAGACAAAAGUGACGAUAAAACGGAUGAUAAGAUGAGCGAAGACAAGAAGAGCGAAGAUAAAAGUUGUGUCGACAAUAGUAAAAGCGCACAAACAGUGUCGCCAACAAUAAAGUCUACCGACAGUGAGGUCAAGUCUGAUGAAGACGAGCCGAUUGCUGAAGCGGAACGAUCUCUUACAUUGCUUCGAAUGUUAGAGAAAAUGAAUGCAAUAAGCGAUGAGAUUCAUGCCAUUGAUGAAGACGACGACAAAGAGGAUGACGAUCAAAACAAAGAGGAAGAAGAUAGAGAUUUUCCGUCGCCUGAGGCCAAUGUUCUCUGUUUACCGGAACCACCGGCUAAUGCAACACUUGCUCAAUGGCUGAGUAGUGGUUACGGUGAAGAUAACGAUGAAAAUGAUGAGAAUGAAGAGACAGAUGGUUGUAACGAUAAUCUAAAGAAAGCUUCGGUAACAACAGAGACAACAAUUGAGAAUCAAAUGUCUCUAUUGAGUGCUGAUAGAGCCCGAAAAGGCUGGUCAGUCAGCGAAACCGGUGCCAUGACUAUAGGCGAACUUUAUCUACUUUUUCGAUGUCCUAAAACUAUUCAUUUAGAAUAUUGUUGGGAAUCGAUUGUAUCCGUAAAUUGUGAUAUAGCACAUCCCGGUGAAGACACUACUACUGCCAACACGACAACAAAUGAAGACUCUAUUGUUACGUCCAGUGAUGACAUUAAAACAAAUGUUGAUUCAAACAAAACUGAAUCAUCAAAUAAGUCAAAUACAACAACAGAUUUGUUGUACAAAUUAUUACUGGCGGCCAAUGUAUCGCUCAGUCGUCUGAAGCGUCCGUCAAACGGUUCAACUUCUCAGACACAGAAGAAAAAGCGUAUUAAACCGACACAACUGUUGCCUGCAUUGCUAUCAUCCGCGCCAUUGGUUUUAAAACCGGCCGAUAAUUCAUCACAGAUAUUGUCAAAUGUGAUACAAAAUACCAUUUUCAACGAUAACAGCAACAGUAAUGAGGCUAACAAUAAACAACAAAAUUCAUUAACAAAUCUAAACGACAGUAAAAUUGUAUCGAUUCUUCAGGACAACAAUUUUCCAAUGCCUACCACUCCUGCACCCAAAGCGGUCAAUAAAACAAAAGGACGUAACGUUUGCGACGCAUCCAUACAGGAAGCGCUCAAACAAUUGCAGUCUCAUAAAUACACGCGACGCCAUCGGCGGGCACUUUCUAAACCAGUGUUUAACGGACAGAUAAAGCCUUUACUACCGCGCGGUAGUUCAUCGGCAAUGACAAUAGCGACAACUACUGCCACUGUUACGCAAAAUCAACCGAUCUAUGUCUUGCCAUCGCAUUCAUUGACAUUAAACGCAUUGAGCUCUGCUGUUACAUCUCAGUCAUCAUCGCAAUCAUUGCCCGUAAUAGGAGUAACAUCUCUGACCACAAGUUCGACAUUACGACAGUCAUUGGAAGCUCGGAAUCCAGUGACUGUCGACACAUAUAAUGUUUUCUUACCGCAAAAGUCUCCGUUAGACGAUUCCAACCACAACAACAACAUUAGUAACAAUAGUAAUAUACCUCUCAUUAAUCUCGAUGUCAUCCAAUCGGUGUCUGUGCCUAUAAUAAGCUCUUCGUCCACAAACAAUACGACAGCAUCUAAUUUAGGACAACAAACACUUAAUGCAAACUCAUUUUCAAUUGUUGACCACAAAAGUAUUACCCUUUCGUCCGGCAAAACAAAUCAUGUAAACAAUUUAGACUUACCAACGAUUUCGUUGGGAUCAGAUGUCAGCCAAGUAUUAAACAAAUCGAUAAAAAAUGAAAAUCAAACUAUCAGUUCAAGUGAUGAAUCGUCAGAAAAAUUACCGUUAAUAUCGACGGCGCCAACCAUUAGUUCAUUACUGGAAAUCUCAUUACCUGAACCUCCAUUUAGCAACAAUUCGUGUUCCAGUUUUACCGAUGGCUAUACCAUUGAUAAGAGACCGUUCGAGAGAUUAACACUGACUACCGAUGACAUAGUAGCCGCUAUUGACCACCAAUCAAAUCAUAACAAUAGUAUUCAUAAGUCAUGCACAAAUAUGACUGAUCCAACACUGGCCACAUCUGUGUCAUCGUCGUCAUCAUUGGCCAGUCCUCCCAUCGAACGAAACAAACUCAAUACAUCACCGGUAGUCGACACUCAUUGGCUCAAUGGUGACAGCAAUGAACUAUCUUUGGGAACAUUACUCAACACUUGUGAAUCUCCCGUCAAAACAAUGACCAUCAGAGACAAUAGUUCACUAACUAAUGAUGUAUCUAUUUCUGGUAUGAGUUGUUUGGUGACCGACAAUAGCGUAGACAUGAUUGCAAAGUUUGCCGAUUUGGCCGCACAUAUAGGCGACAGUAACUCCAAGUCUACUUAAUUCAUAAUAUACAAUAUGAUAAUCCAUUUAACUAUUCAUAGCCUUAAAAAAAUAU